UUUCCCAAGAGAUAAAUUGCUGCAUUUCGCCUUCUUGGGUUCCCAUAUACCCUUCUCUCUCGAUAAUGGAGUGGCCGAGGAUCUGCUUUGACUGAUACUCUUCGCCAUUCAUCUGCCCUCUGCAAUUUCAAGUUUCAAUCUUUCAGGAUUGUGGCAUAUCAGCACAAGUGUUGUGCUACAUUGAAGCAUAGGGGUAGGCCACUGGGCCAAAGAGACUAAGAAAUGGAAAACUAUGAAAUACUGGAGCAUAUAGGGAAAGGUUCUUUUGGUUCUGCACUGCUUGUGAGGCACAAGUUAGAAAAGAAGAAGUAUGUUUUGAAGAAAAUACGCCUUGCUCGUCAGACUGAGAGAACACGUAGAUCUGCCCACCAAGAGAUGGAGCUGAUUGCCAGAGCAAGAAAUCCAUACAUUGUGGAGUACAAAGAUUCUUGGGUCGAAAAGGGCUGCUAUGUUUGCAUCAUAAUAGGGUAUUGUGAAGGCGGAGAUAUGGGAGAUGUCAUCAAAAGAGCAAAGGGAGCUCUUUUCUCCGAGGAGAAGCUUUGUAAGUGGCUGGUUCAACUGUUGAUGGCUCUUGAUUACUUGCAUUCAAACCAUAUUCUUCACCGUGAUGUUAAGUGCUCAAAUAUAUUUCUGACGAAAGAUCACAAUAUACGCCUAGGUGAUUUCGGUCUUGCAAAGAUUUUGUCUUCCGGUGAUCUUACUACUUCUGUGGUAGGCACUCCAAGUUACAUGUGCCCUGAGCUUCUUGCCGAUUUACCUUAUGGUUCAAAGUCAGACAUCUGGUCUUUGGGCUGCUGCUUGUAUGAAAUGACUGCUCACAGGCCCGCAUUCAAGGCAUUUGAUAUGCAAGGUUUGAUUAAUAAAAUAAAUAAAUCUAUAGUCGCUCCACUGCCAACCGUAUAUUCCGGUGCACUUCGGGGGCUGAUUAAGAGUAUGCUGCGAAAAAAUCCUGAACUUAGACCAAGUGCUGCAGAAUUACUGAGACACACGCAUCUUCAGCCUUAUGUCUUGAAGGUUCAUAUGAAGUUGGAAAGCCCUAGACGUCACAUUGGUUUGAAGUAUGUAACGAGAACAAGAUUUGUAGAGCCUGAAACUGUUCCCGGGCUUACUGAUGGAGAGAGGAGAUCAUUUUACAGUGAUAGGGGAUUGAAUCCUAGUAUAUCCGGAGCUGAAUUGGACACCCCCCGGUUGUCUCUAGGAGCUCAAGAUCUUAUUAGUUCUCUGAGGAUAAAUUUCUCCGAGCCAUCAGUUGGAAGUACUGAUGAUGACAUAGGUAUUAGAAAGUCCGCUAUCCCAAGAUUAAGUUCUCGUAAAACAUCAGCCACUACUCGGGGACAGUCAAAUCCAUUAAGGAUAUCCAAUCCUGGUUCAACUUGUGAAUUGCUUCCAGUGUCGCAUACUCCAGCCAACAAACCUUCCCAGUCAACACGGAGGGCGUCUCUGCCAUUGUCUACUAGAACUGCAAAGGUGGAACAACCUUGUAAACCUAGUAUUGGUCUGCUUCACAGUCUAGAUUCUCUGGAUGUUUCUAUGAAUGCUCCACGAAUCGACAAAAUGGUCGAGUUUCCCUUGGCUUCCUCGGAGGACGCUCCUUUCCCGAUCCACAGAACCCAAUCCACAUUUACCCGGAGCUCCUCUCCCUCCCCACAGAGCGGGGACUGCUCAAUCACGAAAGACAAGUGUACAGUACAGACACUCGACAGCGCCUUCCCCAAGCCAACACACGCUGUUGAUCAUUCUCAUGAGAUUCCUCAAAACGAAAGCGAAGGCUCGGAAUACAAUCAAACCACCACCGGUGGGGCAUCGAGCCGCUCAUCCUCGGAUUCAAGGCAACGCAGGUUUGAUACCUCUUCUUACAAGCAACGGGCCGAAGCCUUGGAAGGGUUGCUGGAGUUUAGUGCACAACUUUUGCAGCAAGAUCGAAUCGAUGAGCUCUCUGUGUUGCUGAAGCCUUUUGGACCAGAAAAGGUGUCUCCCAGGGAAACAGCCAUUUGGCUGACAAAGAGUUUCAAGGAGAACACAUCUUAACCCCUUUACAAUGUCUUUGUUUGUUGCUUGUAUCAAACCCUCUGAGGCAUACAUUUUGGUUACUUAUUGUAGUGAACAAGUAAAAGAAGAGAACAUGAAUUGCUUGUUCUUGGAAAUGCAAAGUGUACAAAACUUCCCACAAUUUUCUUGUGUUUCUUAA
Molecule: messenger RNA, 2188 nt
Organism: Ipomoea nil (Japanese morning glory)
Lineage: Eukaryota; Viridiplantae; Streptophyta; Magnoliopsida; Solanales; Convolvulaceae
Product: serine/threonine-protein kinase Nek2-like
Exons: 15
Coding region: 223-2028 (601 amino acids)
Biological process (GO): protein phosphorylation
Molecular function (GO): ATP binding; protein kinase activity
Source: RefSeq, a predicted model, not a curated record